CCGCCCCGCUGCCGCUGAGGCGGGCGCUGGCGGCGGUGGAGCGACCGCGCCGGCCCCUCCCGGCCGGAGGGUGGCGCGGCCCCGCCGCCACCGCCGCGGCAGUGAUUGCCGGGGAAUGCCGCCGCCCGGAGGAGGGGCUCGGGCAGCAGCGGCUCCGCAGCAGCGAGGAGCAGCGGCGCGACGCGAUGGGUCAGGGGCGGUGAUGGAGGAACCGGGGGAGCUGCGGCAAGAGUCGGUGGUGCGGUUCCUGGCGGCGCGGGGCGGGCGGGCGCCCAACGCCGAGCUGCUGGAGCAUUUCCGGGACUGGGUCAACCCCCCGGAGCCCGGCCGCCGCGCCGCCGCCCGCCACCGCUUCAAGGAGGUGGUCAACGCCGUGGCCACCGUGCGCCAGGAGCCCGGCACCGGCGUCAAGUACGUGCACCUCCGCCGCCGGUACUGCGCCCCGGAGCCUGCCGCCGCCCCCCUGAGCCCCGGGGAGGAGGCGGCGGCAGCGGCGGACAACGCGGAGCGGCCGAGCCCGCCGCCCUCCCCGCGGGCGGGCGCUGAGGAGGCGCCGCCGCCGCCCCUACCACCACCACCGCCGGCAGCGAGCGACGAUGCCGGCAGCCGCCCUCAGCCGGCGGGGCGGCGGGGCGAGCCGCCCCGGCCGAGCCCGGUGGCGGGCGGAGGCCAGCGGAAGGGGUCCCGGCGGGGGCCGCUGCCCGGGCGCGGCGGAGGCGGCGAGGAGGCUAGGGUAGCGGCGGGCCCGGGGCGGCCGCCGCCGCCGCCUCCUCCUCCUCCUCCUCCUCCUCCUCCUCCUCCUCCUCCUCCUCCGGCGGUGGAGGGUGCGGCGGGGGUCGCCCCCGGGGCGGCGGCGCAAGGGGGCGGCCGCAGGAGCCUGCGGGAGGCAGCGCGGGGCGGCUCGCCCCAGCUGAAACGCGGCGCCCCACCCGGGGGGACCCGCGGUCGCGACUCGGACAGCGCCUCGGUGGCCUCGUCGUCCGCCGAGGAGGAGGGGAGCACCACUGGCGCCGUGGCUCUGGACCCCCUGGAGCACGCCUGGAUGUUGUCGGCCUCGGACGGGCGGUGGGAGAGCUUGGAGGGGCUGCUGAGCUGUGAGCCGGCGCUGCUCUGCAAGCGGGACUUCAUCACCGGCUUCACGGUGCUGCACUGGGCUGCCAAGCACGGGCGGCAGGAGCUGCUGGCCACGCUGGUCAACUUUGCCCAGCGGCACCAGCUGCCCGUAGACAUCAAUGCCCGCACCAGUGGUGGGCACACCGCGCUGCACAUAGCCGCCAUGCACGGCCACGCCGAAGUUGUGAAGCUGCUGGUAGGAGCGUACGAUGCUGAUGUGGACAUCCGCGACUACAGCGGGCGUAAGGCUGCGCAGUACCUGCACCAGGGCACCUCGGGGGAUAUGCGGAGCCUUGUGGGGGCCCUGGAGGAGGAGGAGGAAGAGGAAGGGGCUGCUGGCAAUGGGAGUGGGCGCUGGAGGCUCUCCAAGGUGUUGCCCUCCAACCUCAUGAGCUACCGGCUCUCCCACCACCACCACCACCACCACCACCACCAUCACAGCGCUGGGGAGGAAGCUGAGGGCACUGAAGGGGCAGCGGUGCCAGGCAAGGGCAAGGAGAUGACCAGGAAAGCCUCCAGCAGCGGGCGGAUGAAGCCUCGGCUUAAUAAGAUCCGCUUCAGGACUCAGAUCAUCCACAACACGCCCUCCUUUCGCGGUGACACCGAAGAAGAAGAGCAUGAGGAGAAAUCCCUGAAAGCAUCAUUCAAGCUCAGGCCGAAGUCCAAUGUCUUUGGAUAAGGCCGGGGAGCAGGAGGUCUGGGAGGUGGGGGCGUGGACCAAAGUGCCCUAGGGUGUAGCGCAGAAGGUGAGGCAGGUGCAAGUGGCUGCUCAUCUAGACUCAUGUACUCCAGGGAGAUGGGUCCCGAGUAUCUUCCUUUAGCUCAGCUCAGUGGGGUCAGUGAGCCCAGUGGGUCGAUGGGGCUCUGGUGGCUCGCGACUCCCGAGAGCAGUUGCUUUGGCUGGGCCCUCAGUGCUGAAAUGAGAGGCAGUGGGUGCACUGACAAAUGCUGGGGUGUUCAAAAGCUCUGCUCCUUCCUCUCUAAAGGCAAGCUGCGGGAUCAAAAACCUGUGUUAGUGGAUCUGCUAGCAUUAGUGAGUUGAGUGGGGGAAAGAAAAGUGCAAACGCUGUACUCUUAUAUUUUCAACUGGUACUAUAAACUACUUUUAACCAACUUGCUCUGUCAGAACACCUCAGUAAUAUGCAAGUAUACUUCUAAGUUUCUCUUUAACAGCAAUACCACCUGGCACAAUGUGGAGUUGGGUACCCAAAAUGAGACGGUAGAUAACAGUUUACUCUCAGAAUCCAAGCUUCAGUCCAGCAAAGACUUGAGCCUAUGUUGACUUUAUGCAUUGAAAUUUGCCUCAUUUGACAUCAUGAAUAUAUUAAAAAAAAAUCCAUUGCACUGCAAGCAAUGAAUGAAGUUAACCACGUGCACAAGUCUCUGUCAUCUGAGGUACUACUGAGCUUGCUUAUUGCUGUUGGAAUACUAAUACAAGAUAAUGGAAGCAAAGAGUCUUUUUAUAUAUUUGGUAUCUUAUGUCUUCUCUUAGGCAAAGCAAUUUUAUUUUAAUCACUGUGAAUUCUCAAGUGCCAGACCUAGCACAGCUCCAGUUAUUGAGUCUGGUCAAUUCUUGUUAAUGUUGUUUGUGUAACUCACUGCAUUUAAAAUCAGAAAGUUGUGUUGUAUGUGCUACCUGUGGAAGUCGUUCUCUUUUAGAAAAGAGCACAGACACCAUUGCAUGAAAUCCUCAUGAAACUCUAAUGUGGUCCUGUAAUGCAAUAGCUACAGGUCAGUGUUCGCUAGUAACUUGUGUGCCAACCCCUUCAACUGACUUUGUGCAGAAAUAGGGAAGAAAAAAAAAAAAAAGGGUGGGGAAAGGUGAAUUCACACACAACUCUGAAACUCUAUCCCUGUUUAUCAUCCUGAGUGAAACCAGUCUAAUGCCAUAUUCUGGCUAAGUGACAGCAAUGGUGUUUGAGUUCGUUUAAGCCUAUAUUUCUAGAGAAGUGAUAACCAAGGCUUUGAACUGUUGUUCAACAAGCUAGUAAGUCUUAAUCUGAUUGAUGAGCCUAUCCGUCUGCUAAAGCUUUCAGAAACCUUGAAUCUUGUUUCUCUGCUUUAAAGGUAGCAAUUCCAGUGAAAUCUAGGAGGCAGAUCUGUAUCCAGACUCGGCUUUCCUUAAGAAUGAGGUAUUGAGCUGACCCUGGAUCCUGAAUGCUGCUCAAGGUAGAAGCUCAUCUGUGCUUAAAAGCUAAGGUACGGCCAAUUUCAGUGCAACGUUUGUCAAAGCAUGUUUUAAGUUGGCUUCCUCAGAAUGUAUGUGCAUGUCUGGCUGGUAACUAACCAAAAGUGACAGGCUUUGGCAUGUUAAAAUCCAAAUUUGAGACACUGAUUAAGUGCAUGCCACAAGCUCUAGAACACCUCACAGGGAAGCUGCUGCUGGGAGUUGUGCACUUUCAGAGUUACAGCUGUCUGUAGCUGUUGCUGGUGGUUUACGUUUCUUGUAGCGACAGAGGAAGGGACUGCUGGCAAUUCAUUGGUUUCAGUCUUCCCGUGUGGAUAAAUUACCAAUUUCUGCACUUCGUGUCAAAACCUAAUAAAUGACAGUAUUUGCAUAGACAGGCAUGCAAGCAACUGUUAACUAUUUCUGGGAGAAGUUACGUGAAAAAGAAAUUGAAUCUCUGCAUAGGUGCUGGUCAUUACUUCUGUGCAAAAGACUAGAAAUUAUACAGAGGUUCAGUUUUAGUUUAUAAUUUAUAAGCUCUAUUAUUAUAGACUCCAUGUGCCUUCCUUUUGGGUUGGUUGCCACAAAUGUGAUGGAUAAAAUCAGUCUUGCAAAGCACUUUGUCUUUACAUCCGUGGGACAGGACCAGAAAUUUCCCCUCAGCCCUUCCCAUUCAAGCUGUAAACUUGUACAAAUAUGGGGUGUCUGAAAGCGGGGCAGGGGAAUACUAAUCAUUUGAAUUGUACUGUAGAGCUAAUGCUUUUGUAACAGAGAAAAUAGUUAAAUGCCUAAGUCUUAAACUUCCUCCACUGUGGAAGAUAAAUAGCUUUUUGGACUUCUGUAGAAAGGAAGCUUUCUGACUGAACACUUUCAACAUGAGCCUUCUUUGGCACGGCCACUUCUGAAUUGACCGCAUAUUCCAUGCAACUACCUAUGCCCAAACCUUAUUAAACUAACUUUCCGCUUCGAGAGUUUAUAGUUCUUUCACAUGAACUGUUGGGUGAAGUGUUUAUCUCUUCAUGUGCAAAUAACAGAGAAUUGCGCAAAAAUACUCAGUCUUAGUUAGCUGUUGGGGUCUGAGGAAAUAGUUUGAGAAUUUCAAUGCUUUGGGAUUUGGACUGCAGCACACUUUGGAUCUUAAAAGACUAACUGGAAUAUAGUUUUAUCUUGCAUAAUACAGUUGAAAAAGGGUAAAAAAUGCCUCAUUUAUGACUUAGUAUUUGAAGUAUCAAAGUGAAACGGUUAGUCCACUUAUACUGUUUAGCUCUCAAUUAAUGAAAUUUCACCAUAACGGUCCAAAGGUCUUUGCAAGGUGGGGUGCAACAGAGCAAACAUCUCUGUUGGUGUUUGACAUGUAUUGACAAAUGGCUAGAUAACCACUAGUGUCUGUCUGCGCUAUGGGACUAAAGCACUUUGAUUUCACAUUAUGACUUUGUCACAUUCCACAUGGUUACUUUUUAUAACAUGAGCUAAAACUUUUUUGUUUCGAGAUAGGAAAGGCUUGAUGCCUUGUUUUAGAAUAUUUACAGUCUAAAGGUACUCUUGAGUCAAAUAUUUUGGAUACGUUGCCUAGAAAGAUGUGAAUUUGAAAUAAAGUUGUAUGGUACAGAAAACUGGAGCACUUACUGGUGUCUUUUUAACGGUAUGCUUGAAGUUACUGAAUGCGUUUGUUCACUUUUUAUGAUGGUGUGUAAGGCAGCGAGACUGUAAUGUAAACAUUUGAUAUCGUUUAUUGUAUCUAACGUUUGAACUAUUUUAGAGGUCUGGAAGCCUGUAAGUUUUUAGUAAUGCAACUUUUUAUGGGUGUCUUUCUGAAUUUAUGAGUUAAGAAUCUGUAAGCUUUAGUUUUACUGAAAUAAAAAGAGCCCAUGAAUUGUU
Molecule: messenger RNA, 5158 nt
Organism: Phalacrocorax carbo (great cormorant)
Lineage: Eukaryota; Metazoa; Chordata; Aves; Suliformes; Phalacrocoracidae
Source: RefSeq, a predicted model, not a curated record